Exophiala dermatitidis NIH/UT8656 is the source of this 228-nucleotide messenger RNA. RefSeq lists its product as uncharacterized. NCBI's taxonomy places the organism in Eukaryota, Fungi, Ascomycota, Eurotiomycetes, Chaetothyriales, Herpotrichiellaceae. The record is from RefSeq and is a predicted model, not a curated record. Gene Ontology annotation, biological process: proteasome assembly. Bases 1 to 228 code for a protein of 75 amino acids. The transcript has a single exon.
AUGGAGUUGAAGAUGGUGCGCGAGGCCGACUCGUUCCGCCCCACGGUGCUCGGUGCCCCUGGCCGUGUGCACGAGGAGAUUUUGACGGGUCGCGACACCGAAAUCACCUGGGAAGAUGUCUAUCAGGGUCAAGAUGGUUUGCGUUUGGGUUUGUCGACUGGUGGUGAUGGCCAGGCUGUUGGGUGGACGGAUGAGAUGGAGCGGAAACUGGGCAUGGGGAAGUGGUAG